This is a messenger RNA of Prorocentrum cordatum, 1045 nucleotides long. Lineage: Eukaryota; Dinophyceae; Prorocentrales; Prorocentraceae. The record is from the annotation of a GenBank genome assembly.
AGGAUGGUAGCGAUAACAUCCUGCGCAUCUCGGCCGUGACUGCAACGUGGAACGGAAAGGCAAUCAUUCAGGAUUUCCCAGACGCUUGGAAGAACGAAGACCCGCGGGUCGAGAUCUCCACCGACGAGGACGGAGAGAUCCUGCAGCCCGCCCGCGAGGGCCAGAAUCAGCUUCACGUGGUGCACGUGAAGCUGCCGCUGAACAUCGAGGUGCAGAUUAACCGUUGGAACGAGCCCACCGAGGGGGACUACAUCAACGCGCAGAUCACGAUGUCCCCGCAGCCCGGGCAGGACGGGCACUGCGGCAACUUCAACGGUGAUCCCCAGGACUUUGGGGACGACGACACCCGCCCCCUCAUCCGCGCACGCGUCGGCACCGCCGGCGUCGACCUGGAGGACCUGCUCUUCAAGACCAAGACGCCGGUGAGGCAGCCGAACCGGCCCGACCUCAACGACUGUCCCACCGAGAAGGCGCACAGCGCGCGCGAGCUCUGCGCGGCCAAGUCCAAGACGCACAUGGCCAGCCAGGAUCGGACUGCAUGAUCGACGUGUGCUUCGGGGGCGACAGAUUCGCGGAGAUGACGGACUACGAGUGAGCCGGGGGUCAGAGGAGGGCACGGUGCCGAUGCUGAUAUGCUUUCCCUCUGUGCCGCCUUUUUGGACCUCAACGGGAGGCUCUCGUCGCGUCGCCGCGGCUGGAUGCGCUUCGAAAGUUUGGCCAGAGCGCACCCCAGGCAGAGGUCUUGGGAGCACAGGCGAGACUCAGGGCAAGGACGCACGGGUGCACUUGGGGUGCCCUUGCCUCCGUGCGUCUGUGGCCCGCUCUUCGCACCGCUCACCGGCCCGUCGUCCAAAAGAGCUGCCAACGUCAGCGUGGCGCUUGCGUCCUUGCCGCCCUUCCUUGCCAUAGAUUCGGGGAUUUCGCUCGUAGCCGCAUCGGCACUGCUGGGUUGCCCCAUGGGGGAGGCGAGCGCGCGUGCCUGGCCCGGGAAUGCCUCGGGCGCACGGCGCGGGCGGCACGCGUCCGCCAGAGAGGAGGGGGAGGA